AUGGUAAAGGAAUCGCUCAACGGACGGCAGCCCACCGCCAUCAAGGAGGUCACAGAUAAAUAUGGGUCACUUGCACGGAUUGGACCGAAUGAACUGGUGACGGAUGAUCCAGAGGUCCUGAGAAAAAUGAUGGGUGUUCGCUCUGCCUACACAAGAGGCCCUUGGUAUGAUGCGAUGCGUUUCGAUCCUACCAAAGACAAUCUCUUCUCCAUGCGUGACGAAGUCGCGCACACCAAGCUACGUGGCAAGAUGACUGCUGGGUAUUCGGGCAAAGAGAACGAAUCAAUGGAGAGCACCGUUGAAGUGCAAAUUGCAAGGCUGGUUGACCUCAUUGAGAGCAGAUAUAUCUCGUCAGACCUAGUCUACAAUCCCAUGGACUUCGCUCAGAAAGGCCAGUACUUCACCUUGGAUGUCAUCAGCGCUCUUGCCUUUGGCGAUCCUUUUGGCUAUCUAGAGGAAGAUGAUGAUGUGUUCAACUAUAUCAAGAUUACCAGCUCAUUUAUCCCGAUCAUUUUCAAAGCGUUGCGAGGAAAGUCGUAG
Molecule: messenger RNA, 540 nt
Organism: Phaeoacremonium minimum UCRPA7
Lineage: Eukaryota; Fungi; Ascomycota; Sordariomycetes; Togniniales; Togniniaceae
Product: putative pisatin demethylase protein
Exons: 5
Coding region: 1-540 (179 amino acids)
Molecular function (GO): monooxygenase activity; heme binding; iron ion binding
Source: RefSeq, a predicted model, not a curated record